ACUCCUCCUGUGAGCCCGAGUCCUCGCCACCGCCCGUCUCUGCUUCGCUUCAAGUCAGUUCGGGUGAAUCGUGGAGAGGAGGCGAGAGGAACUCACACCAGCGUCUGCGCGUAAAAGGCACCGGAUUCCCCCCGUCAGCCUUCUGUCAGUGGAACCUCGAGUAGACUCAAGUCUGGCACUGACUUGCAUCCACCAUGGGGGACGUCAUUUCCAGUCACCUGGAUGAAGCCAAGCGGGAGAUAAUCACAGCUCGGACUGCGGUGGUUAACGGGGAGUUUGGCCGCCUGUAUGAGCAGCAGUAUGCAGUGGCUCUCUUCAACAAAGUUCGCUUUGACGUGGAAGGAGGAGGCGGCCCGCAAGCGCAGCUACUGCACCGCAAGAUUCCUCUGGAAAACAAGUCCAUCUUCUCUGGCUCGCUCUUUCAGUACCUGGAAGAGAGCAAGAAGUGGAGGAACCGCUUCCUCUUCGUCCCAGACUCCUACAACAUCAACUGUUACGACAACAAAGCGUCCCACGACAGAGGCCUCCAUCCCAAAGGAACCAUAAACUGUGCCGGCUACAAAGUGCUGACGUCCAUGGAGCAGUACCUGGAUCUGAUCAGCAACAGCCUGCCUGAUGUGAAAGCCAAGGCGGGAAGCUCUCCCUUCCUGAAGUGUGCCAGCCAGUUCCCUCUGGUCCUCUGGCACCCUUACGCCCGCCACUACUACUUCUGCGUGGCGACGGAGAAGGAGCAACAGAAGUGGCUCGCCGUUCUGCAGGACUGCGUCAGACACGCCAAUGACGGCCUGUCCGAGGAGAAUAAAGUCCAAACGCCAGCCUUCACCGACGCAGUGCGACUCUACCGCCAGGCUCAAGGGCACUACGGCACCUGGGACAUGAUGUGCGGUGUCGCGCCGCAGAUCCUGUCUAACCUGGUGAUGGAGGGUCUCCUCCCGGAGCUGAGGGAGCUCAUCUCCCCGCGGCUCAAAGGCAAACUGCACGAGAGGCAGAGGAACUGGAUGCUGAUCAGCGAUGCGGUGUACAGCCUGGUGCAGGGCCAGUGUCAGACCCAGUACGAGGCGGUGCUGCAGGGGUGCGAGGCGGCCCGCUGCUCUCUGGAGGCCUCCAUCCGAACGGACAUGGACCAGAUCAUCACGUCCAAGGAGCACGUCACCAACAAGAUCAAGGCCGUGGUUCUCCCCAAGGCUGAGAAGCUGUUGAAGGUGAGCAUCCAGCCCUACAUCAGCUCCAUCCUGGAUGCCCUGAUGGAGCCGACCAGCCGCGGCUUCUCCGAGGUCCGCGACGUGUUCUUCAGAGAGCUGGUGGACAUGAGCAAGAACACCCUCAACGAGGGCACCAAGGAGACCGUGGCACAGCACAUGGAGAAGAUCUCCAUGCUGGCCUUCCACCCGGUGAAGAUGAACAGCUGCUACGAGAAGGUGGAGCACCUGAGCCUGGAGGGGCUGCAGCAGCGGUUCGACGUCUCCAGCCCCUCGGUGUUCGUCCAGAGGGCCCAGAUCCUCAUGAGAGAGCAAAUGGACGAUGCCGUGUAUACGUUUGAGCAGAUCCUUCACCAGAGCCUGGAGUCUCUGGGCACAGACGAGCUGUGUAAGACCAUCCAGCGCUGCCAGGACCGAGUCAUCAAGAAGUUUGACUACGACAGCAGCACGGUGAGGAAGCGUUUCUUCCGCGAGGCCCUGCUCCAGAUUUUCAUCCCCUACAUGCUGAAGCAGCUCAGCCCCUCCUGUGGCUCGGAGCUGCCGCGCUUCCAGGAGCUGAUCUUUGAGGACUUCUCCCGUUUCAUCCUGGUGGAGAACAUCUUUGAGGAGGUGGUGCUGCACUCGGUCAUGAAGGACAUCAUGAUGGCUGUGAAGGAGGCGGCGGUCCAGAGGAGACACAACCUGUACAGGGACAGCAUCGUGCUCAGCAACAGCGACCCCAGCCUGCACCUGCUGGGGGAGAGCCCCUCCAUCGACUGGGCGAAGGAGGUCGGAGGAGCCGCGGCGGGGGAGGACGGCGAGGACGGCGGCGAGGGCGAAGGUGGGGAGCACCACAAGACGAGGAGGACGAAGCAGGUUGUGUCCAUGAUCCAGGUGGAAGACCCCUCCAUCACGCUCGACCCGCUGGGCGGAAACGACGCCAUCCCGGAGGGGGACGAGGAGGAGCCGGAGAAGGAAGGAGGCGGCGAGGAAAACGUGGGCGGCAAGGCCUCCCCUGAACUGAACGAGCCCGCGAGUCCCAAAGCGCCGGCGAACCCUCCGGCCUUGUCAAAUGGUUCUGUCCUGAAGGAGGAGGAUGAGGAGGAGGACGCCAAACCACAGGAGCAGGUUAAAGACGCCUCGCUCAAGGUCGAGUCUGCGACAGGAAGUGCCUCGGCAUCAGAGGAGAAGGAUGCGGCAGAGGACGGCAAGCCGAUGCUGGACGGUAAAGCACCCUCCAAACCAGAAGAGCAGGUUAAAGACGUCUCACUUAAGGUCGAGUCUGCUCCAGGAAGUGCUUCGGCCUCAGAGAAGGGUACAGGAGAGAAGGCUACAGGAGAGAAGGAUACAGGAGAGGUGAAGGAUGCGGGAGAGGAGAAGGAUGCGGGAGAGGAGAGGGAUGCGAGAGAGGAGAAGGAUACAGGAGAGGUGAAGGAUGCGGGAGAGGAGAAGGAUACAGGAGUGGUGAAGGAUGCGAGAGAGGAGAAGGAUACAGGAGAGGUGAAGGAUGCGAGAGAGGAGAAGGAUACAGGAGAGGUGAAGGAUGCGAGAGAGGAGAAGGAUACAGGAGAGGUGAAGGAUGCGAGAGAGGAGAAGGAUACAGGAGAGGUGAAGGAUACAGGAGAGGUGAAGGAUGCGAGAGAGGAGAAGGAUACAGGAGAGGUGAAGGAUACAGGAGAGGUGAAGGAUGCGGGAGAGGAGAAGGAUACAGGAGUGGUGAAGGAUGCGGGAGAGGUGAAGGAUGCGGGAGAGGACAGCCAGCCGAUGCAGGACGAACAACCACCCUCCAAACCAGAGGAGUCAGAGGAGGCGUUGCCUCCAGCGCCUCCCAGUGAAAUCCUGUCGGGGGCCACAGGAACGGAUCCAGAGACGGCUCCACGGGUCCCAUCCGCCUUCCCACCGCCUCCGCACGACGACAGCGGUUUCCAGUCGCCCACCAGCCAAGGAGCAGGGGGGGCGGAGGCGGCGGCGCUCGUCUCCUCCGGAGGCGGGGGGGCCGCCACCACCGCCGCAGACUCUUCGACCGGCGAGCAGUGAUGACACGACGUCUUGACUUUGCUCGACCCUGAACUGAAUCCUGCCCGGUUGCCGUCGCCGUCUCUCCGGACCAAACAUUCGAAACGCACUCCGUGCUGUUUGAACCACAUUCGUUUGGUGGUUUUUUUGCCCCGUUUCCACGCGAGUUUCCAGCUUAUAAUCACUCACCGAGCAGGGCUCAGGUGCUGUCGUCAUCUCUCUUCUUUCUUUUUUUUUAUAGUUGUCAUUUUUCCCCGUGUGCGUUUGUGAUUCUCUAGAUUUUUUGGAUGUGACAGAAAAGCCCUCGGCAAAACACUUGAGCCUUUCACACUUUUCCUUUUAGUUUUUAGUUUUUCUUCACCCGGUGGUAAAUGUGAGCACGGUGGCCGACGACCUCUGGUCCGUGACGGCUCGAGGAUCGCCGGCGCUGUUGGUGAAACACUUGUAAACCGAUCGGGCUCGUGGGUCGGCCCCGUCCGGCCCCCGUGCGGCCCCUCGGUGCGACGUUGGUGUGUGAGUACAGUCUGUCCUUUUGGGAAAACUCAGUUGGGUGAUGGGCAUCUCGAACAGUGUGAUGUAAAAAACAGAAUUCGUACCGGUCAUCGAGUGAUUAGCAGAAAACUAGGCUCCAGAAUGAGGAAAGAGUCAUUUCAUGUUCACGCUGACGUUUGGAGACUUGGCCGUUUCCUCCUGUGCUGGUGGGAGUAACACUAUUUUAUGAGUCUGUCCUUAAACAAAGAAAUGUAUGUAUAUAUAUAAUAUGCGUCUAUGACCAAUCUCUUUUUACGUAAUUUUAUAUGAUUUCAGCGAUGCCUCCACUGACCCCUCGUUUUAUUUAUUGCUUUUCACCCCCCCCCCCUCUCUUUCUUGACCAAUUUUCUUUUAGAUGUAUUUUUACUCUUCUUUACAAAUGACUGUUAUUGGUAAUAAAUCAUUAUCGAUUAAAUAUUA
This is a messenger RNA of Scophthalmus maximus (turbot), 4145 nucleotides long. RefSeq names its product niban apoptosis regulator 2b (gene niban2b). NCBI's taxonomy places the organism in Eukaryota, Metazoa, Chordata, Actinopteri, Pleuronectiformes, Scophthalmidae. The record is from RefSeq and is a predicted model, not a curated record. The transcript has 14 exons. The coding region runs from base 195 to 3215 and encodes 1006 amino acids.